AUGCCGGCCUGCUAUUACCAAGUGGCCGUGAAUCAUCUCAACUUGAUUGAGGAAAAUUCUCCAAUGUUCCAGAACAAUGUCCAGGAGCUGUUACAUUCAAUGGAUCUGGCAUUAGAAAGACUGGCUGAUAUGCAAGGAACAAUUGUGCAAGUUGAACAAGAGCUUAACAGUCUAUUGUUGACAAAGUUAGGUAAUGUAAAGUACCACGUAAUCAGGGGUGAAUCGCUAAGGAUGUUUCAAAACAUGCACAAUAUGCUGGCCUGCUAUUUCCAAGAAGCCCUGGAUCUUUUCAACUUGAUUGAGAGUAAUCCUCUAAUGUUAGAGAACAAUGUCAAGGAGCUAAUAAAUUCAAUGGACCUGGUAUUGGAAAGACUAGAUGAUAUACAAAUUCAGCAGGAAAAUGAAAGUGCAGACAGUGAUUCGGAUUUUGAACCUAUGUCUCGCAAUGACGUGGAUGCUCAUUUUGAUCGAUUGAAGAGAGGAGGUCAGCGGAACAGGGGAUCACGUGGACGGGGGAUCUCAAGUUGUACACAUCCUUCCGACAUAAGGGAUAGGAUUCGUGAGGCGCGAGAACGUGAUGAGGAGGAAAGUGACUCCGAUGGUGGGGUGGCUGCUACCAGUGGCGGACUCCCUCCUCCAUUGGAGAAAAGUGACGCUAAGAGAGAGGUAAAGGAUAAGAAGGAGAGGAAAGAGAAGAAGAGUGUAACAAAGGACGCAGUUACGGAAGUUGGGAAGGAAAUGGAUAAACUUGCAAUUCAGCAGGAAAAUGAAAGUGCAGACAGUGAUUCGGAUUUUGAACCUAUGUCUCGCAAUGACGUGGAUGCUCAUUUUGAUCGAUUGAAGAGAGGAGGUCAGCGGAACAGGGGAUCACGUGGACGGGGGAUCUCAAGUUGUACACAUCCUUCCGACAUAAGGGAUAGGAUUCGUGAGGCGCGAGAACGUGAUGAGGAGGAAAGUGACUCCGAUGGUGGGGUGGCUGCUACCAGUGGCGGACUCCCUCCUCCAUUGGAGAAAAGUGACGCUAAGAGAGAGGUAAAGGAUAAGAAGGAGAGGAAAGAGAAGAAGAGUGUAACAAAGGACGCAGUUACGGAAGUUGGGAAGGAAAUGGAUAAACUUGCGAUUCAGCAGGAAAAUGAAAGUGCAGACAGUGAUUCGGAUUUUGAACCUAUGUCUCGCAAUGACGUGGAUGCUCAUUUUGAUCGAUUGAAGAGAGGAGGUCAGCGGAACAGGGGAUCACGUGGACGGGGGAUCUCAAGUUGUACACAUCCUUCCGACAUAAGGGAUAGGAUUCGUGAGGCGCGAGAACGUGAUGAGGAGGAAAGUGACUCCGAUGGUGGGGUGGCUGCUACCAGUGGCGGACUCCCUCCUCCAUUGGAGAAAAGUGACGCUAAGAGAGAGGUAAAGGAUAAGAAGGAGAGGAAAGAGAAGAAGAGUGUAACAAAGGACGCAGUUACGGAAGUUGGGAAGGAAAUGGAUAAACUUGCGAUUCAGCAGGAAAAUGAAAGUGCAGACAGUGAUUCGGAUUUUGAACCUAUGUCUCGCAAUGACGUGGAUGCUCAUUUUGAUCGAUUGAAGAGAGGAGGUCAGCGGAACAGGGGAUCACGUGGACGGGGGAUCUCAAGUUGUACACAUCCUUCCGACAUAAGGGAUAGGAUUCGUGAGGCGCGAGAACGUGAUGAGGAAGAAAGUGACUCCGAUGGUGGGGUGGCUGCUACCAGUGGCGGACUCCCUCCUCCAUUGGAGAAAAGUGACGCUAAGAGAGAGGUAAAGGAUAAGAAGGAGAGGAAAGAGAAGAAGAGUGUAACAAAGGACGCAGUUACGGAAGUUGGGAAGGAAAUGGAUAAACUUGCGAUUCAGCAGGAAAAUGAAAGUGCAGACAGUGAUUCGGAUUUUGAACCUAUGUCUCGCAAUGACGUGGAUGCUCAUUUUGAUCGAUUGAAGAGAGGAGGUCAGCGGAACAGGGGAUCACGUGGACGGGGGAUCUCAAGUUGUACACAUCCUUCCGACAUAAGGGAUAGGAUUCGUGAGGCGCGAGAACGUGAUGAGGAGGAAAGUGACUCCGAUGGUGGGGUGGCUGCUACCAGUGGCGGACUCCCUCCUCCAUUGGAGAAAAGUGACGCUAAGAGAGAGGUAAAGGAUAAGAAGGAGAGGAAAGAGAAGAAGAGUGUAACAAAGGACGCAGUUACGGAAGUUGGGAAGGAAAUGGAUAAACUUGCGAUUCAGCAGGAAAAUGAAAGUGCAGACAGUGAUUCGGAUUUUGAACCUAUGUCUCGCAAUGACGUGGAUGCUCAUUUUGAUCGAUUGAAGAGAGGAGGUCAGCGGAACAGGGGAUCACGUGGACGGGGGAUCUCAAGUUGUACACAUCCUUCCGACAUAAGGGAUAGGAUUCGUGAGGCGCGAGAACGUGAUGAGGAAGAAAGUGACUCCGAUGGUGGGGUGGCUGCUACCAGUGGCGGACUCCCUCCUCCAUUGGAGAAAAGUGACGCUAAGAGAGAGGUAAAGGAUAAGAAGGAGAGGAAAGAGAAGAAGAGUGUAACAAAGGACGCAGUUACGGAAGUUGGGAAGGAAAUGGAUAAACUUGCGAUUCAGCAGGAAAAUGAAAGUGCAGACAGUGAUUCGGAUUUUGAACCUAUGUCUUGCAAUGACGUGGAUGCUCAUUUUGAUCGAUUGAAGAGAGGAGGUCAGCGGAACAGGGGAUCACGUGGACGGGGGAUCUCAAGUUGUACACAUCCUUCCGACAUAAGGGAUAGGAUUCGUGAGGCGCGAGAACGUGAUGAGGAGGAAAGUGACUCCGAUGGUGGGGUGGCUGCUACCAGUGGCGGACUCCCUCCUCCAUUGGAGAAAAGUGACGCUAAGAGAGAGGUAAAGGAUAAGAAGGAGAGGAAAGAGAAGAAGAGUGUAACAAAGGACGCAGUUACGGAAGUUGGGAAGGAAAUGGAUAAACUUGCGGUGAGUGAGUAG
Messenger RNA from Macrosteles quadrilineatus (aster leafhopper), 2961 nucleotides. Its product is annotated as E3 ubiquitin-protein ligase RBBP6-like. The transcript has 8 exons. Lineage: Eukaryota; Metazoa; Arthropoda; Insecta; Hemiptera; Cicadellidae. Bases 1 to 2961 code for a protein of 986 amino acids. The record is from RefSeq and is a predicted model, not a curated record.